Molecule: messenger RNA, 616 nt
Organism: Brassicogethes aeneus
Lineage: Eukaryota; Metazoa; Arthropoda; Insecta; Coleoptera; Nitidulidae
Source: the annotation of a GenBank genome assembly
CAGUUUAUUCAUGGUAAAUAUGUCAAUAUAAACUUAAUUCCGGGCAACAUCAUCCGAUCCAAAAAUACCGUAUUUUGAAGUAUACAAAAGUCGUUUUGCUCCCAUUUAAACAGUAAAAAACGAACAAAUAGGCGAAAAUUCCAUUGUGAUAUUAAUUUAGCAACCCGUACGUGAUUCAAAUUUACAGAGAAAGAGACUAUUAAGGAUGGACAGCCAGGACAGUUUGUCGAAAAAAUCCAGGGUGGAUCUGAGCUCACUGCCUACUCGUCAAUAUUUGGAUCAAACUGUUGUGCCUGUUUUAAUGAACGGGUUGUCCUAUUUAGCCAAGGAGCGCCCGACUGAACCUAUAACCGCACUUGCUAAUUAUCUUUUGAAACACAAGAAUAUGUAUGAAUCUGGGAGCGAGAAUUCCCCACCCAAUGGGGAGAAUGAGAGCAAGGCUUAAAUAAAAGGCAGAUAUUUACUAAUUUAUUUGAUAUCAUUAGGUUGUAUUAAGGUAUAUUUUAUUUUUUUUUGAUGUGGCAUGUAGGAUAAAUAUUAUAAUAAAUACACCAUAUUAACGAUUUUAUUAUUAUAUUUGAUUUUAUUCAAUAAGAAAUAUACAAGAUUUUAUAAA